AUGGGAGCCUUUUGCUGGACUUUCUCCCUCCUGAUGGGAGUGAUGCUGCUGGGUGGCCACGGCUGCCUCUGUGGGACCCAGUCUCUAGAUGAUGGCUUUAGUUCUGGUGGGGCUUCAGGGCGCAGGCCCCCCCACCUUUUUUUCAUCAUGGUUGAUGACCAGGGUUACGGGGACAUCGGUUACCAUGGCUCUGACAUCCGAACCCCUGUGUUGGACCAGUUGGCAGGGGAAGGGGUCAAACUGGAGAAUUAUUACGUCCAGCCUAUCUGCUCACCUUCUCGCAGCCAGCUCAUGACCGGACGCUACCAAAUUCAUACCGGCCUCCAGCAUUCGAUUAUCAGACCACGGCAGCCUCUCUGCCUGCCCCCAGACACCCCAACCCUGCCUGAGCGGCUGAUGGAAGCUGGGUACGCCACCCACAUGGUAGGCAAGUGGCACCUGGGCUUCUGCCGGCCAGGCUGCCUCCCCACAGGUCGAGGUUUCCAAACCUUCCUUGGCACGCUGACGGGCAGCGGGGACCACUUCACCUAUCGGAGCUGCGACGGUGCUGAAGCAUGUGGCUUCGAUCUGCAUGACGGAGAGAGGCCCGCCUGGGAGAUGGCCGGCAAUUACUCCACUCGGCUCUACAUAGAAAGAGUGAAACAGAUCCUGAGGAGCCACGACCCUCACAAACCCCUCUUCAUGUACCUGUCCCUCCAGGCCGCCCACACACCCCUGCAGGUACCCGACCACUUCCUGCAUCAAUACGAUUCUCUGGACAACCGUAUGAGGCGGCAUUACGCAGGCAUGCUGAGUUGCCUGGACAAUGGGAUUGGGGAAGUGGUCCAAGAACUGCACGCCAGCGGGCUAUACCACAACUCGGUGUUGAUCUACUCAUCUGAUAACGGAGGGCAGACGCUUUCUGGUGGUAGCAACUGGCCUCUGAGGGGUGGCAAGGGAACCUACUGGGAAGGGGGUGUCCGGGCUGUGGGCUUUGUCCAUAGUCCUCUACUGAAAAGGAAGGGUGUGAUAAGUAAAGCGCUGAUCCACAUUUCUGACUGGUAUCCAACCCUGCUGGGGCUGGCUGGGGCCCCACUGUCACACCGAGGCCUAGACGGCCACGAUGUGUGGGGUGCCAUCAGUGAGGGUCAGCCGUGCCCCCGCACCGAAAUCCUCUUCAACAUAGACCCGGUGUCCAGGCGACCCGGGGAACCCUUUGACCACAUGCUGCUGCUCAACGGCUUUGGGAUCUGGGACACGGCGGUAAGGGCAGCCAUUCGUGCUGGCGACUGGAAGCUCCUUACAGGCAAUGUUGGCGACGGGGACUGGAUACCCCCGCAGACCCUGCCCGUACGUCCAGAGCGGUGGCAGGGCCUAGAGAAACGACGCGACCAGUGUAGGAAGUCUGUCUGGCUCUUCAACAUCACCGCCGACCCCUUUGAGAGGUCAGACAUGGCAGAGGCACGUCCGGAGUUGGUCAAACAUCUGCUAACCAGGCUGGCAGAGUACAACCAGACGGCUGUGGAGGCCAUGAACCCACCGGAUGACCCCAUGGCUGACCCGCAUCUUCAUGGGGGGGUGUGGAGCCCCUGGCUGGGCCUGGGCGGGGAAAGGGGAGACAGCAGCAAGGACGAUGAGAAGUUGGAGAGGAAGACAAAGAUGAGGCACUGUAAGGUGUGCAAACUGAAAGCUCUCUUCAAAAGGGUGGGUUCACGUCUGCAAAGGAACGCCAUGUUUUUCUAG
This is a messenger RNA of Lampris incognitus (smalleye Pacific opah), 1722 nucleotides long. RefSeq names its product arylsulfatase I. The transcript has 3 exons. The coding region runs from base 1 to 1722 and encodes 573 amino acids. The record is from RefSeq and is a predicted model, not a curated record. NCBI's taxonomy places the organism in Eukaryota, Metazoa, Chordata, Actinopteri, Lampriformes, Lampridae.